Messenger RNA from Cryptomeria japonica (Japanese cedar), 2122 nucleotides. RefSeq lists its product as uncharacterized. Lineage: Eukaryota; Viridiplantae; Streptophyta; Pinopsida; Cupressales; Cupressaceae. The transcript has a single exon. The record is from RefSeq and is a predicted model, not a curated record. Gene Ontology annotation, biological process: regulation of DNA-templated transcription. The coding region runs from base 508 to 1965 and encodes 485 amino acids.
UGGAUGACACGAUUCUCUAAAUAUUUGGGAAAUCAACUAUUUAAAAUCUUGAACAGACAUAUUAAUGACAUCGAUUUCCAAAAAAUAUCCUGUCAUCCCUGGAUUGAUUUGUCAGUCACUACAUCUUCCAUGAUUGAUUUUUCAAGACAUUCCUAUGCUGGAAAUAAAUGCACAUUUACCUAUAUUUAUUUCAUUUUUGCCAGAUCUGCAUAUGGCACAAUAUACUUCCAUAAAAAAAUUUCGGACGGAAACCUCGAUUUGCACGCUUUAUUCGCUGUAAAAAUAGUGGGAUCUGUGCUGCCGUCAAUUCACAGCAGAUCUUUUUGUCUUUUUAUUUUUUUGGGCAACGGCAAAUAAAUAUUUGCUUUCGCUGAUGUUAAUUCACCUACGCGGCUGGUAGAAAUUUUCUUCGGAAUUCCAUCCAUUGUUCCUCUAUCCCAGUGAUCAUAGUUCAUAGAAACCCUAAGCGUCUGGCAAAAUUUUUCUGUUCAUAUUUUAACAGUAGGAAUGGAUUCUUCUGCCGAAGAUUCUUCGGCGGAAACUGGGGAAAGAUUUAAAAUCAAAAGAUCAUUGUUCAGGAGGUCAUCUCCUUCCCAUUUUUCUUCUUCUUCUUCAUCAUCAUCAUCAUCGAGCAGUGAAGAAGUCUCCGUUCCGUCAGAUACGCAACGGAAGAGUCCCUCGCUCAAAGAAAAUAAGGAAAUUUCUUCUACACCAGCUAAUUCGCCUUCAAUGAAGCCAGAGAGGGAGCGGCAAGAUGAAGAGGAGGUUACAAAACCAGAUGUGGGUGCUUCUAGCAAAUCUGCGAAGGACAAUUCGCUCAAAGAAAAUAAGGAAAUUUCUUCUACACCAGCUAAAUCGCCUUCAAUGAAGCCAGAGAGGGAGCGGCAAGAUGAAGAGGAGGUUACAAAACCAGAUGUGGGUGCUUCUAGCAAAUCUGCGAAGGACAAUUUACCUUGGAGCGAGAGAAAUGAAAUUGCUUUUCUAAGCGGAAUUGCUGAGUGUACCGAAAGAGGUAAGCCCUUACCGAAAUAUGCGGUUCUUUGUAAUCAUGUGAAAAGCCUAUUAGAUAAUGAAUGCAGCGAUAAAAGGAUAUUGUACAAGCUUAAGAGGUUUAAACAAAAGUUUAAAGAUGUCAAGGAGAAGGUUAAGGAUCCAGGAUUCAGGUUCAGGAGUCCGCAUGCAGAGAAAACUUUUAAGUUGUCAGAGAAAAUUUGGGGAAAAGAGGAACAAGAGGAGACCGCCCCUUUGAAGAGAAGUAGAAAAAAAUAUAAAAAUAGAAGGGUAGCCGCGAGGCUUGAUGAAGAAGAAGAGAAGAAUGGUGGGGAGGAGGAAGAAGAAGAGAAGAAUGGUGGGGAAGCAGAGUUAAACCUAGGAGAUAAAAAGAAUAGCGGGGAAGAAGAGUUGAACAUAGGAAAUGAAGAAGAAGAGAAGAAUGGUGGGGAGGAGGAAGAAGAGGAGAAGAAUGGCGAGGAAGCAGAGUUAAACCUAGGAGAUAAAAAUAAUAGUGGGGAAGAAGAGUUGAACAUAGGAAAUGAAAAAAUUUCAGUAUCCAGCCUCAUCGACUUGAUUAAGAAGUUUCUUAAAGAAGGCAUGGAUUCUCUGAAUGAAUUUUUUAAGGAGCUGUCCAAAGAGAACAUGAAUACGAUAAGCAAGCUCACAGAUGAGUUGCUUGUAGAGAAUAUGAAUAAGUUAAAUCAGGAGAAUGAAGAGAAUCAGAGAUUUUCCAGAUUGUUCAGCAACUGGGAAUACAAUGAUUCUCUGAUCUUUGAAAAUGAGUUGAUACAGAGGUUCUCCUCAAAUUUCAUGAAUUCCCCCACAUUAAGUGAUACCGAAAUGAAAGCAAUUAAGCGAAAGUGGCUGCAACAGGAAGCUUUGGAGCAGGAAGCUGCUAACAAGCGACGUGCUCUGUUGGAAGAAGAGCGUCAAAUGAGGUUAACAAAGCUUUGUGCUAUGAGGAAAUUAUAAGUUUUUAGAUUUCUCUUCUAGUCUGGAAAUUUCUUAGUUCUUAAGUUUCUACAUGGACCUGAAAAUAUUUGGGUUUUUAGAAUGCUGGAUUCCUUGAGCCUUGAUAACUUACUGUUGCACACUAAUUUCUUUUUUAUAUAUUUGCAAGUUGAAACCA